Molecule: messenger RNA, 4767 nt
Organism: Pseudopipra pipra
Lineage: Eukaryota; Metazoa; Chordata; Aves; Passeriformes; Pipridae
Product: B-cell differentiation antigen CD72-like
Exons: 6
Coding region: 950-1879 (309 amino acids)
Cellular component (GO): plasma membrane
Molecular function (GO): transmembrane signaling receptor activity
Source: RefSeq, a predicted model, not a curated record
GUGGUUCAGGUUUUUUUUCUGCGGUUCAUUUUUUUUUUCCUUGCUUGGGGAGAGUGAGAAGGGGGAGGAGACAGCUUGGACUUGGCGCGAGAGCCAGGUCAAACUGAUACAAAGGCCACUGCCCAUCACCUCUGCAAGAGCAAGGGAAGUCCUUCAUCAGUGGAGAGAGGCAAAAAUGACAGCCAGCUUCAAAAGGGACAGGAAGGGGGUUUGGAAAGCUAAGGGUUGGACAGCCUCCACUCAGUCUCCUGGAAGAAAAUGGAGCAUAUCCUCUUGGGCAUGCAGGUGCCCAGGCCCAGGGAGGACAUGCUGGGGAAAGGCCAGUGGAAUGUAUCAGGUGACUGCCCAAUAUUCCUGCUACUGCUUGGGACCACCAAGCUGGGUACAAUGGAAGAGUAAUGAGACCAUUUAUCAUGACACUUCAAGGUCUGAGACAUGAUUUUCCAUGGUGUCCUUGCUGACAGAGUGGGGGCAUGUGACCAUAAUGAGAGGAGAAGUGAAAGCUCAUGCUGCAAUGUGGAAAUCCCUUUUAGGCAUUAAGGCAAACAUUUCCACACAGCAGCGAUGCUCCAAUUCUGGAGCAGAGCACAAAGGAGAGGGAAACUCCAUCCUGGAUGGGGUCAGCACCAAAGCCACCUCUUCCCCCCUGUAAGCCAGCCCUGCCCUAGAGAAUUAAGUCAAUUCUCCAUAGGCAAGGCCUGCAGCUCUGCCCAGUGCCCCAGCCCCGAGCUGCACUGCCCCCUCCGCUGCCAUCCCAGGGGACCCCUUAGCAGUUUCCGGGGGUGGAAUGAAACAGGAUGGUGUUGCUGGGCCAAUGGCAGGGCACCAGUGUCGUGGCUGUACUUUCCCAUCUGCCACACCUCCUUAGACUUUUGCUUCUGCGGAAACCAGCUGUACUUUUUCUCUGCAGCAGAAGCAGCGCCCUCGGGGCCAUUGGGGUGGCCCGGGCAUGGCGCAGAACGUGGUCUAUGCCGACCUGAAAUUUGCUGAGGGGUCUCCAUCCACUGUCCCCGAUGAAGACGACAGCCCCUAUGAGAACGUGCUGCCAGGGCCGGUGACAGCAGCGCCCAGUCCAGAGCGCUUGCCCCGGCGAUGGCACAUCCCCAAAGCGCUGCUGCCAGCCAGCCUGGUCCUGCUCCUGCUGCUGCUGGUGGCCACCGUGGCCCUGGGGGCUUGCUACUGGCAGGUCACCCACACCCUGCAGGACACCUCCCACAACCACGCAGCCGAGCAGGGCCGCCUGUCACAGGAGCUGAGCGCUCGGGAGCAGAGCCUGGAGCAGGCACGGGUGGAGCUGGCGUGGGCCAGAGAGGAGCUGCAGCGAGCGUGGCACGAGGGCAACAUCAGCCAGCUGGAGCUGGAUAGAAUGAGCGCCGAGCUGGGGCACGUCAGGGGGGUCCUGGGCAAGACGGAGAAGGAGAUGCAGGAGGUGCAGGGGAAGCUCAACAACAGCGAGAGCACUGUGAGCAGCCUGCGUGCCUGUGUGAAUACAGACUGCUGCCCCUCGGGCUGGGUGCUCUACAGGAGCAAGUGUCUCUUCAUCUCUGUGCAGAAGAAGACCUGGCAGAGAAGCAAGGAUGACUGCAAAGCAAAAUCCGCUGAACUGCUCAUCCAAGAUAGCUUGCUAUCAUUGACAGUACCGCAUUUUGUGCAGGAGUCUACUGAAAACUACUGGAUUGGACCAAGCACUUAUUAUAACACAAAGGCAACUUCUGAAUGGCAGGACAGAAGUCAAACCUGGAAUACAAUGUGCAGGGCAAUAGAAUAUGGGAAAAUCAGGCAUAUGUCGUGCCGGCAUUCCUUUCAGUGGAUCUGCGAGAAAUCCCCGAAAUUGAGCAGCACAUCUGAGGCCCAACCUCCUCUCCUGGCCAAGAUCUGACUGCUGACACUCUACUCCAUCUCUGGACUUGGGGACAGGAGCUGGGGAUGCACCCCAAGACUCUGUCCCCUGUGCAUGCAUUGCCUCAACUGCGUUACAAAGCACUGGGAAAGAGGGUCUGUAUUUUAAAGGCUAGAAAAGAGACCUUAUUUCGCUCUCUUACACUCAUGCAUACACUUAUCACACCACCUUGCACUGUGUCUCUGUGUGUUCUUGUGUGCCCUGGCCAGCACACCCUGCAGUGAUCCAGGUCUCCAGUGCAAAGCCCAGCUCCCACUUUCUGUGCUCCCCCAAGGCUGCCCGGGGAGAACUGUGCAGGAUCUGCCAUUUGCAUUUUCUUGGAGCUGCGGGAUGACACACUGGUAUCCCUCAGUCUGUCCAUUUUGGGGACUUCUGUGGAUUUACAGCCUGUCUCUUCUCUUGGCAUUAAUAGCUCUCAUCCUGCCCUUUUUCCUGCCUCCAUCACCUGCCCAGGGCUUUGGGCUGGGUCUUGCCUUGAAGAGCACAGGCAGUGGUGCCAUCAGCAUGAGAAAAUGCUGGGAAGCCAUGAGACCAUAUGGGAGAUGGGGAAGCUCUGGGGAGCCUUGAGAACAUUGAAGUUGAAUAAGGAAACCCUGAAACCAUGGGAGAAAAAAAGGUUUAAUGAAGAGUCCUGAGACCAUGGGGGUGAAUGCAAUAACCCUGAGACCAUGGGAGGAAAUGGAGGUUCAGUGAAGAUGCCUGAGAUCAUGGAAGGCAAAUGGGAGAGGCCCUGAGGAAAUGGGGUUGCAACUAUGAGUCUUAAGACAGUGGAAGAGAGAGGGAAGUACUGAGGAGACUUGAGAACGCUAGAAAAAGGGGACCCUGGCACCAUGAGGGGAAGGUCCCCAAGACCAUGGUGGAACAUGAAUUGCCAAGCAGGGUGAUAAGAGAGCCCUGUCCAGGAUCCAGGUGGGGUGGGGAGGGGGAGUCCAGGUGCAGCACUGACCCUGCUGACUCAAGUGUUUCUGCAGAGAGUACGAGGUGUUGGGAACCAUUUUGCUAAGCUGGGUUUGAGACAGCCAGCAAGGUUUCAUCAAGGUAAAGUCCUGCCUAACCAACCUAGUGGCCUUCUACAAUGGAGUGAUUUCAUCACUGAACAAGGGAAGGGCUACAAAUGUCUUCUAUCUCGACUUCUGUAAAGCUUUUGACACAGUCUCCCUCUAAACUGGAGAGAAAUGGAUUCAAUGGGUGGGCUGUUUGGUGGAUAAGGAAUUGGCAGGACAGUCACAUCCAGAAGAUAGUGGUCAAUGGCUCUGUGUCCUAAUGUGGACAUUGGUGACCAGUGGGGUCCCUUGGGGAUCCAUAUUGGCAUCAAUGCUACUUAAUGCUUUCAUCAACGAUGUGAAUAGGGGGAUCUAGUGCACCCUCAGCGAGCUUGCAGAUGACACCCAGCUGAGAGCUGUGGUUGAUACAUCUGAGGCACCCAAUGCCAUCCAGAGGGACCUGGACAAGGUCAAGGAGUAGGCCCAUGGGAACAUCAUGAGGUUUAACAAGACCAAGUGCAAGGUGCUGCACUUGGGUCAGGGCAACCCCCGGUACCAACACAGGCUGGGGGAUGAACAGAUCAAGAGCAGCCCUGCUGGGAAGGACUUGGGGGUGCUGAUGGGUGAGAGGCUGGACAUGACCCAGCCAUGUGCACUCACAGCCCAGAAACCAAUCCUGUCCUGGGCUGCAUCCAAAGCAGGGUGGAAAGCAGGUGAGGGAGAGAAUUCUGCCUCUCAGCUCUGCUCUGGUGAGACCCCACCUGGAGCACUGCAUCCAGCUCUGGGGUCCCUAGCACAGGAAGGACAUGGACCUGUUGGAGCAAGUCCAGAGGAGAGACACCUGUCCCAAGCCCAGCACUCUCUUGGUGCCCGGGAACCUCAGGGCAGGUAGGGGAAGUGAGCAGGGGCUCAUCAAACUUCAAAUCAGCAUAGACCACACUCUGGGCCAUGCAGGCAGCUGGGCAGCAGCAGUCCAGGAACUCAGUCCUGUUCUGCUCCACUGUGGUCAUAUAGCAGACUGUGGCUAAGACCAUGUGGGAUGGAGACACUUCUUCAUAUGCAGAAAAGCAGAAGUAGUUGCUUUAUUUGCGAAAAGUGGUUUUAUUUCAGAGGAUGCUCUGGCUUUGGAGGGUGGGGGGUGAAUGAGCUCCACUCUGGGCUGCAUGCUCUACAUUUGUGCCCCAGGCUGUGAGGAGCCCAAGCUCCUGUGUACUGGCCACAGCAGGGCUACACCGCCCCAUGUAUCACCUUUUCCCUCCCAGCCCCUGCUCAGGACACAGAAUGCACUUAUUAUAUUGGUCCUCUGAAUAUGCCAGGGAGAAUCCCAGGGAUGUUCAUGCCAGAGCUCCAGGCUGCUGGAACCAGGAGGCCUAUAUUGAAACUUUAACAGCUGCUGGAACCAAACACCUUCAACUCAAGCCUCAUCAGACCUUUCAGGCUCUCACACAUCACCCAGACUCAAAGCAAAGUGAGGCCACUUGCUGGAACCUCCUCAGACUGGGCUGGCACCAGAAGAUAAGCUGCUGCCCAGUCCAAGUCCUCCAUGGGAUGAGGAAGCAAAGGGUCACCUCUCAGCUGUGUGUUCCAAGAAGCAUAAACACCAGGCAGCCACCACAAUCAGAAAGCUUUCAGGAGACCUGCUCCAGCCUGCACAGGAGCUGCCUCAUGCUGCCAUCAGGCCACGAGGAUGCUUGGAUUGCUGCUGGCUGAAUACUGGCUCCUGGAAUGGUGCAGCAGAGGCAAUUUCCCACUUUUCAUUGAUGCAACCGAGCUGGAGGAUGCACCUCUAUCACACCCCUGUCAUUCCUCAAAGACAGACACAGUUUUUGGCAGAGUUUAUUGGCAAAAUGCAGCUACAGGGAAAUAAAGAGGUCUGAGCCAGGA